Messenger RNA from Hyaena hyaena (striped hyena), 615 nucleotides. It is a transcript of the gene TPD52L3, whose product is annotated as TPD52 like 3. Gene Ontology annotation, cellular component: cytoplasm. NCBI's taxonomy places the organism in Eukaryota, Metazoa, Chordata, Mammalia, Carnivora, Hyaenidae. The record is from RefSeq and is a predicted model, not a curated record.
GACUCUGGGGGCCAAGAUUAUUUCUCCGCUGACUAUGAGUAUGACUCUCUCUACCAAGAAUUGGACCUGGGCUCUCUUCAUGAAGAUCUUCAUUUCCAGUCCAUGCCAGGAGCCAUGACAGAGACCAUGACAGAGUCCCACCCAACUGCUGAACUAGAAGAUCUCACAGAGGCUGAACGAAAGGUUCAAUCCAAACUCACUAAAUUGGAGGGUGAAAUUAUAACCCUACACCAUGCUCUGGCAGCAAAAGAAAGACAUUGUAUAGAGCUCAAGAAAAAGCUGGGCCUCAUAGCCUUGCAGGAGCUGAGGCAGAAUCUGUCCAAAAGCUGGCACAACGUUCAAAUCUCCGAUGUCUACAUGAAACAAAAUACGUCAGCUGCCCUGUCCACCAUAGGCUCUGCCAUCUGCAGGAAGCUUGGAGACAUGAAGAAGUCAGCCACAUUCAGAUCCUUUGAAGGUUUGAUGGGGACAAUCAAGUCAAGAGUUGCAGGUGGCAGACAGCUUGGCAGUGACUGCCUUCCUUCUUCAGCUGGAAAUGGGGAUGAUUCUUUCCCAGCUUCAGGGAGGAAAGAUGAUCCACUCCUACUUUCCAGGAGUGGGAAUGAUCCAGUUUAG